UACCGGGUGGCGCUGUUGGAUUAUUGGCUGUGAGACAGAGGCUCUGUCGAGUGCUAUAUGUUGAUUGGUUGAAUUAGUGUGUUACGUCACGCGCUCGCGCGGAAGUAACAAGGAUUGGAAAAUAGAGGUUAUGCAGCAUCGAGCACAGCAGUUGAAGAAGACAUUUACCUAAUACAGCCAUGAGCUGAGGCUCCCCAAACCCACCUUUCUCAAUGAUAAACGACAAGCUGGUGUUCCUGGGUCUCCUUUACUUCAUCCAGGGGAUUCCAUAUGGCCUGCAGUCAUCCCUGCUCCCAGUGUACCUGCGCGGUGCCGGUCACUCCCUCACCCGCAUCAGCCUCACCAAAAUCCUCUACUUCCCCUGGGUGCUCAAGGUACUUUGGGCCCCUCUGGUGGACCGGACAGCUACCAAGCGCUGCUGGUUGGUGGGCACUGUGGCUGGACUGGCCCUUACCUGUUUGGUGAGCGCUACUAUUUCACCUGAUGUUCAGUACAUGAGUGUAGCGGGCUCCCUGCUCGCCAUGAACAUGCUGGUAUCCGUGCAGGACAUUGCGGCAGAUGGGGCGGCUGUGCGACUGCUCAGGGGGCAGGGGGAGCUGGGUCUGGGGAACACUGUACAGGUGGUGGGGUAUAAAGCUGGGUCUGUGUUUGCUGGAGGGGGGCUCCUGGCUGUGAUUGAUGUUGCAGGCUGGGGCUGGAUGUUCACACUGCUGGCCUGCGUGUACGGUGGUGUUGCUCUGUUCGUGUGGGGCGCCCCGGUGUUGGAUGGAGAGUCAGCGCGGGGACAGGGAGAAGGACGAAGAGGGCCAAAGGAUGUGAUGCAGCCAUGGAAGGUGUGGAGGAAGCUCUUGUCUGUGCCAGGAACGCCAUGGACGAUGUUCUACGUCCUCACUUACAAGCUAGGUGAACAGGGUGCUAUCACCAUGUUUCCUCUCUUCCUGCUGGACCACCACAUGACGGCCAGAGAACUGGGGGUGUGGAACGGUGUGGUUGCCAUGGCGUUUUCCAUCUGCGGCUCAUCAAUCGGGGGCUUCUUGCUCUCUCAGUACAGUAUUGGCCUGCUGAUGAGACGUGUGUUUAUGAUACGGACUAUCAGCAUGGUCUUCCAGAGCUCACUUCUCGUAGUGCUGGAGCCCUCUCCCUUGAUGAAAGGUAUGGCAGUGCUGAGUCUGAGUUUGCAGCAUUUCAUAGCGGGUCUCAUCACUACUCUCACUUUCACCACAAUGAUGAACUGCACACAGAGAGCCGAGGAAAGCAUACAGGCUACCCACUACAGUUUUCUGGCCACUCUGGAGGUCCUGGGGAAACUGAGUUUCAGUGCUUUGGCUGGAGGUAUGGUGGACACUGUGGGCUUUCCCAUAGCCUUCAUCCUCUUCCUUUUCCUCACCUCCAGCAGUGCCCUGCACGUGUGGAGAGCCACAGAGACUGGCGUACUGAAGGAGCAGCUUAAAGAGCAGCCAAAGUGACCAGUGAGAGCCGUGUGUUUAUGUCUGGUGACCAAGUAACCAGAGAUGCAAAUAUGUUGUUUUUAUUUGUAUUUAUUUGUGACACAACCAGCAUUUUCCGUGACAAGAGCCACAUGAGCACUCGCACUGAAAGCCAGUACCUCUCUGAAAAACACUGCAAAUGUUUAACAGCUACAUAUAGUCAACUAGAUUUAAAGGUACUUGCUUUUAUACAACAAUGGCAAGCAGACUGAGCUAUGGCAACACUGUGAACAUAUUAUCUAGUCUGCCUGAAGGACAACAGUCAAUCAUUAAAAAAACAAAAUAUGGUUAAUCCAUUAUGUUUGCUAUAAUGGACAAUGCCAAAUGUAUAAUUCAACAGAAUUUUACUGGUUAUAAAAGGUUAACAGCUUGUUUAAGGGUCUAGUUUGGAUUACUGUAGUUAUACACACCCUAGUCAUUUACACAUUUCCUUAUAUGCAGCAUGUAUUCACCUUAGAAAUGCCUUUAGUUUUUAACCGGAUGCUCUCUGACACCUUUGGAAACACUUGCAGCAAAUUCAGCUUAAUGACCAUUCAGCAACAUGCUGCAUUUUAAGAACCGCUUGACUUUAGAGUCAUGCAAAUUUAUAAGCAGUAUAAACAUUGAAUUAUGGUUCUAUGGUUAGUGGAGUGCUUUUGUAUUCUCAAUGCAAUACUUUUAUUAAAGGGGUCAUAUCAUGGGAAAAUAAAAGUUCAGUGUACACAAUGUACUACACUGUACCUUUUGACAAUGUUAUACAUUGAUUCAUAUUUGUAGUUCAGCAACUCGGCCAAAACAUAUUACCUAACUCCUCAAGAAUUAAUAAUGAGAGUUAAAUGAGUUAAAAACCUUGUGCUGCUCCUGGUUGUGCAUAGCACCUGAGACAUCUGCUUGGAUUGUUAGGAAAUGUAAGGAAAGAGUAGCCCUGCAGCAAAGUGACCAAACUGUUUCUCAUUUUACUUACCUAGAUUUGCUGUUUCAUUCAGCAAGUCAGAGAGAGGGUGGAAAGCAGUCAUGACAAACUAAAUUAGUUUUGAUGCAGAAAACUUGACUAACGUUGUAAGUGGACCUCAGGGAAAAAAAUAUUUUAAAAAAGUAUGAUAUGACCCCUUUAAUGUCUGUUAAAUACUGUACAUUGAAACUCAUCAAGCUCAUUUUUUGAGCCAGUACUAUAUUGUUUAAAAUGAUUAUUUUUUGUAUAAUGAGUUGUCUGCAUUUCCUAUGCAAUAACACAAAUUAUUCAUGAUUGUUCAAUACAACUUUGCUUCUCAUGGUACCUAAAAAAAAAAAAAAAAAAAAUUUUUUUUUCUUUUUGAGGUUCUCGAGUUAGUGAAAUAUAGACUAUCAUCAUUAAUUGAUAUACAAAUAUUAAUCCUGAAGUUCUUAUGAAGGACUGGGUAAUUCUCUGAGUCACUACCUUUUAUUUUUGAAUAUGUUUGAAUUGCCUUACUUUUUAAUAUAAUUUAUUGCAGAGCCAAAACAUGUGGAGAUAUUGUUGAGCCUACAUAGGCAUACGUGUGGGUUUUGCCAUAACUAAUGUGUUUAAGAUACCUUGAACCUAUAAUGUACUAUAAUUAUUUAUACAAAUUUUUGAGGGGAAUUUCAAUUGCAAAAAAAAAGAAGCAGAAAAUGGAAAUGCAGCUAUACAUGUAUAUGUUUUCCAUUCUGCAGAAAAAAUAUUUAAAUAUAUAUAAUACACUAUAAGGUAUGGCCAAUUAAUGGUUAUCAUUAAAUCCUCUGAUAAGCAAAGGCCUUUCCAAAAAAGAACCAUUUUUUGGGGGAUAUUAGCCCUAACUAUACAUGUAGGUGACUCAAAAAUAAAAGCUAUUACUGAAUCCAGAAUGUGCCUGUGCUUUUAUGAGCUUAUCAGACAAGAAUUAAAAGCCAUUCGUCUGUGUUAUUAAGAGAGCUUGGCCAUACCACUUAACCUUAGUCUUUAGAAAAUCCAAUAUUGUGUUGUGCACAUUUGUGGUUUAUACACUGCUCUAAAGAUAUAAAGCACAGUGAAACGCUAACAACUCAAGUAUUUCCCCUGAUGGAGCCUGGAGACGUUUUCCUAUGAGAUGACGUAAUAACUGUAGAACCGUAUGUUGUUGAUGGGACUGAACCAUAUCCCCAGCUUUUACCGUGACAUUCUAUACUCUCCCUCAUCAUGACAGAGGUGAUUCUUCCUGAGCUGUCAAAGGGAUUAGGAGUCCUUACGCAAUUCAUAAAUAGACCGCUCUUCACCUUUUCACUGAGACAUUAUUUCCUGGGUGGUUUAGACAGAAAGAAAGGACAGGGAAGAAAGGAAGGCAGCGUCUUCUUCACACUUCACCUUCGCAAAAGCACAAGAGACCAAGAACUGGUCAAACAGAGAGUGUGUGUUUACAUGCGCAGUUAUGAUUGAGCCACAGCAGGUUUUUGCAUCGUCGUCAAAAGUAUAUUCAGAAAUAUAGAUUAACUAUUCAUUAUUUCACAGGAUGUAGUGUAUAGUUUCUUCAGUUCUUAGCAAGAUACAGAUGUUGUUUGCUUUAAAGCACAUUGCGGUGGAAGAUGUUAAAUCUGGGUCCACAUGUUUUAGCAAGAUUGGAAUGUAUGUCACUCACGUGUCAUGUUAUUAAAUUGUCCAUGCUUUCAGUUAUGAAAAAGUAUAGUAUUCUCAACUGUUUAGCAUGUUUUCAAAAUGUAUACAGUAAAUCCAACUCAGUCUGUGAUGUUUUUUAACAUCAUAAAUCUAUUUUUUUAUUUUCAUUUUUACAUUUUCUGCAUCUUGAGAACCCCAGAAAUGUGAAGGGUGCAUUCUGCUGAUUUUUUUUCCUCUUCAAAAUCAACACAUACUUGUAAAAAAAUGUUUAAAAGUCUGCUGAAUCUAUCUCUGCCUGUUAUGGUGUUGUGGUAAGAUUUUCUGUUGGUACGAAAAUAAAAAGUAUUGAUUAUUUUAAAGAA
Ctenopharyngodon idella (grass carp) is the source of this 4394-nucleotide messenger RNA. RefSeq names its product major facilitator superfamily domain containing 3 (gene slc33a2). Gene Ontology annotation, molecular function: transmembrane transporter activity. NCBI's taxonomy places the organism in Eukaryota, Metazoa, Chordata, Actinopteri, Cypriniformes, Xenocyprididae. The transcript has 6 exons. The record is from RefSeq and is a predicted model, not a curated record. The coding region runs from base 213 to 1466 and encodes 417 amino acids. Gene Ontology annotation, cellular component: membrane. Gene Ontology annotation, biological process: transmembrane transport.